AUGAACAAGAUGAUGAGCAAAAAUGACAAGACAGAUCCAGCUGCUGCCUCCGCUGGGCCGAAUACGGGUCCAGAGGAAGGUGCUGCGAAUGGUCAGAAGCAGGGGGUGCAGCGAGACGGCGUACAGAUUCUUGCUGCUAAAGAUGCCCCCGAAGAUGGUCUUGUUCCUUCAUCUUGUCAACACACGACGCGUGUGGAGGUUGCCACUGCGCCCGUCCCGGGAACCAGAACUACUGACUUUGACGCGGAACACGGAAGUAAUGAAAGUCUCGUCGAGACGACGAGACUGUCCUCACAGGACGAGCAGGACGCACUUUUUCGCAAAGUGAUGACUGAUACUGGCGGUUUGUACAAGGACCUGGCGAGCUGGUUGAAGCCCAGUCCACCCGAAACUGUGGACGACUUGGACAAAAUGCUGGAGAGUUAUCGCCGAGGAACAGCGAACCAAACCCAGUUGCGGCAGGGCGCCCCCACUUCCUCCUCCACUUCGUCCGCGGCAACGCCCCCGACAGCAAUCCAUAACGUUCGCGCCCCACCAUCGGCUUCGUCAUCUGGUUCAGCAGCUGGUGGUUGCGCACCUAGUGCUAAUACAAAUACUGUUCCUCCGCAUAUGAUCAAAGUACCAUCUUCUACGGGCGAGGUGGUCGCGGUGGGCGAAGGCAACGACCUCAUUGGUUCUGCUCAAAAAACACAAUCUCACUUUUCGUCGCGGGCUUUAAGUACCCAAACCGUGACUGCGUCCUUGUCUGGAGGGAAAGCACAAAUCUUCUCCGAGACCUCGAUCGUGAGCAACGAGUCGCCUUUUGCUAUUUUUCCCGCAACAGCUGCAGCAACAGGAGGAUCGGGGCUGCUCUUUUCAACUGCUUCUUCUAGUGCGGGGGCGACCGGAGCUGGAGCUGCAAGUAGUUCUCAACAAACGACCUUGACUUCGAAAGAGCCACUGUCUUCAUUUUCUUGUUCUGUCCUAGCACCAGAUCAAAGCAGUACCUCCGGCUUACAGUUACAACAGCCCGCACAGUCUACAACGAGAUCAAAUCCAGCAUCGCCGGCGGGAAGCUCUUCUUCGUGUGAACGAGCAAGAAACGGUGCGAUAGAUGAAAAUGAAAUUGUAAUGGAUGCAGCUGCGGCUGAAGUACAAGCACCCAACAACAAGCGCUUUCGAUGGAAGUACAAUAGCAUUUCGCCGGACGACGACGAAGAUGCUUCUGUCGCAGUGGCGCCCGCACUUGCUGCAGGAACAGGAGCUUCUUCAGACCUUCAACCGGCGCAGCUGCGCGUCGACAUAUCAUCCACGAUCAUGGGGAACCAGGUAUAAUUUCUAUCUGUGGUUGUGAAGCAUGGCCAUGAGUAUGAAAGAGGAAAUAAAGUACACGAAAAUGAUGAAUAUAAAUAUCAAUAUGCAUAUUUUCUUCAUCCUACAUCUGAGUGUCGUGUAAGUAGCGUGUUUUCCUGUUCUCCUUUUUGCCACAAUAAAGAUCUAAUGAAUAAAUGAACUCUCUCUACCGUUGUAGGGCGGGUCGCCGUCGCAGUCCGGUAGACAAGCACAAGAUCACGGCGCGCAAAAAUUGGGAAACGCGACGAACAUCGACGCAAAGCAAAAAAAAAAUGCUUACGCGCAAAACCCCGAUGUAAAAGAUGAAGUGGCUGCUGAUCGUGGCGAGGGUACUAUCGCAAAGAAAGGCAUUGAUGUAGCGCCCGUGCGUCUACUAGGCCUUGGUGGCGAGGAGAGCGAGAGCCAGCAUCUGGAUCUCGCGGACAAGGAUGAAACGAAAUUGCAAAUGGGUAGCAGUAUAGGAUGAAUGCGAUAUUUUGAUUUUGUUUUGUUCGCAAUAUUAUACGCUGUGAAUAAUCAGUAUCAGACUAUCACGAAAUUGAAAAAAAGUAAAAGGAUACAUGAUAAUAUGCAUAUAAUUUAUUUCAUCGCCGGAAGUGGCGCUCUUCGAAGUCGAAUAUCAUAAACCUGUUAUGGUGAGGACCUGUGGCUUUCCGUGUUCGCCUGCCAUAGUUUGUUCAUGCCAUCUGUUGCUCCACGCCGCUGUUGCGGCUCCGCGUCGCACAAAGCCAGCCUGUACCCGGCGGUGGGGUACGAAACCUCCUGGCAGUGGGGGGCGGGGGGCACGAAGUGUGGCAGUGGGCGCACGAAUCUGGCAGUGGUAACGCGCAGCCUCCUCCUCGUGCCCCCAUUGCCGGCCAGGAGGCAGUGUGGGCGCGGAUCUGGCAGUCGGGGGCCGAAGCUGGAAGUGGGGAUACGGAGCACAGCGGGAUUGGGGACAUGGCGGCCAGAUAGGAGUGGGGGCACGGUGCCCCGCAGGGAGUGGGGACACGGCUUCCAGCUGGGAGUGCGUGGGGACACGGUGCCCACCUGAGAGUGGGGACACGGCGCCCAGCUAGGAGUGGGGACACGGGGGAAGCCGGGAUGGGGACACGGCGCCCAGCUGGGAGUGGGGACACGGCGGAAACCGGGAUGAGGACACGGCGCCCAGCUGGGAGUUGUGGGGACACGGCACGGCGAGUGGGGACACCACGGCCGUGGUGUCCCCACUGGCCGUGGUGUCCCCACUCGUCGUGGUGUCCCCGCUCGUCGUGGUGUCCCCACUGGCCGUGGUGUCCCCACUCGUCGUGGUGUCCCCACUCGUCGUGGUGUCCCCACUGGCCGUGGUGUCCCCACUCGUCGUGGUGUCCCCACUCGUCGUGGUGUCCCCACUGGCCGUGGUGUCCCCACUGGCCGUGGUGUCCCCACUCGUCGUGGUGUCCCCACUCGUCGUGGUGUCCCCACUGGCCGUGGUGUCCCCACUGGCCGUGGUGUCCCCACUCGUCGUGGUGUCCCCACUCGUCGUGGUGUCCCCACUGGCCGUGGUGUCCCCACUGGCCGUGGUGUCCCCACUCGUCGUGGUGUCCCCACUCGUCGUGGUGUCCCCACUGGCCGUGGUGUCCCCACUGGCCGUGGUGUCCCCACUCGUCGUGGUGUCCCCACUCGUCGUGGUGUCCCCACUGGCCGUGGUGUCCCCACUGGCCGUGGUGUCCCCACUCGUCGUGGUGUCCCCACUCGUCGUGGUGUCCCCACUGGCCGUGGUGUCCCCACUGGCCGUGGUGUCCCCACUCGUCGUGGUGUCCCCACUCGUCGUGGUGUCCCCACUGGCCGUGGUGUCCCCACUGGCCGUGGUGUCCCCACUCGUCGUGGUGUCCCCACUCGUCGUGGUGUCCCCACUGGCCGUGGUGUCCCCACUGGCCGUGGUGUCCCCACUCGUCGUGGUGUCCCCACUCGUCGUGGUGUCCCCACUGGCCGUGGUGUCCCCACUCGCCGUGGUGUCCCCACUCGUCGUGGUGUCCCCACUCGUCGUGGUGUCCCCACUGGCCGUGGUGUCCCCACUGGCCGUGGUGUCCCCACUCGUCGUGGUGUCCCCACUCGUCGUGGUGUCCCCACUGGCCGUGGUGUCCCCACUCGCCGUGGUGUCCCCACUCGUCGUGGUGUCCCCACUGGCCGUGGUGUCCCCACUGGCCGUGGUGUCCCCACUCGUCGUGGUGUCCCCACUCGUCGUGGUGUCCCCACUGGCCGUGGUGUCCCCACUGGCCGUGGUGUCCCCACUCGUCGUGGUGUCCCCACUCGUCGUGGUGUCCCCACUGGCCGUGGUGUCCCCACUGGCCGUGGUGUCCCCACUCGUCGUGGUGUCCCCACUCGUCGUGGUGUCCCCACUGGCCGUGGUGUCCCCACUGGCCGUGGUGUCCCCACUCGUCGUGGUGUCCCCACUCGUCGUGGUGUCCCCACUGGCCGUGGUGUCCCCACUGGCCGUGGUGUCCCCACUCGUCGUGGUGUCCCCACUCGUCGUGGUGUCCCCACUGGCCGUGGUGUCCCCACUGGCCGUGGUGUCCCCACUCGUCGUGGUGUCCCCACUCGUCGUGGUGUCCCCACUGGCCGUGGUGUCCCCACUGGCCGUGGUGUCCCCACUCGUCGUGGUGUCCCCACUCGUCGUGGUGUCCCCACUGGCCGUGGUGUCCCCACUGGCCGUGGUGUCCCCACUCGUCGUGGUGUCCCCACUCGUCGUGGUGUCCCCACUGGCCGUGGUGUCCCCACUGGCCGUGGUGUCCCCACUCGUCGUGGUGUCCCCACUCGUCGUGGUGUCCCCACUGGCCGUGGUGUCCCCACUGGCCGUGGUGUCCCCACUCGUCGUGGUGUCCCCACUCGUCGUGGUGUCCCCACUGGCCGUGGUGUCCCCACUGGCCGUGGUGUCCCCACUCGUCGUGGUGUCCCCACUCGUCGUGGUGUCCCCACUGGCCGUGGUGUCCCCACUGGCCGUGGUGUCCCCACUCGUCGUGGUGUCCCCACUCGUCGUGGUGUCCCCACUGGCCGUGGUGUCCCCACUGGCCGUGGUGUCCCCACUCGUCGUGGUGUCCCCACUCGUCGUGGUGUCCCCACUGGCCGUGGUGUCCCCACUGGCCGUGGUGUCCCCACUCGUCGUGGUGUCCCCACUCGUCGUGGUGUCCCCACUGGCCGUGGUGUCCCCACUGGCCGUGGUGUCCCCACUCGUCGUGGUGUCCCCACUCGUCGUGGUGUCCCCACUGGCCGUGGUGUCCCCACUGGCCGUGGUGUCCCCACUCGUCGUGGUGUCCCCACUCGUCGUGGUGUCCCCACUGGCCGUGGUGUCCCCACUGGCCGUGGUGUCCCCACUCGUCGUGGUGUCCCCACUCGUCGUGGUGUCCCCACUGGCCGUGGUGUCCCCACUGGCCGUGGUGUCCCCACUCGUCGUGGUGUCCCCACUCGUCGUGGUGUCCCCACUGGCCGUGGUGUCCCCACUGGCCGUGGUGUCCCCACUCGUCGUGGUGUCCCCACUCGUCGUGGUGUCCCCACUGGCCGUGGUGUCCCCACUGGCCGUGGUGUCCCCACUCGUCGUGGUGUCCCCACUCGUCGUGGUGUCCCCACUGGCCGUGGUGUCCCCACUGGCCGUGGUGUCCCCACUCGUCGUGGUGUCCCCACUCGUCGUGGUGUCCCCACUGGCCGUGGUGUCCCCACUGGCCGUGGUGUCCCCACUCGUCGUGGUGUCCCCACUCGUCGUGGUGUCCCCACUGGCCGUGGUGUCCCCACUGGCCGUGGUGUCCCCACUCGUCGUGGUGUCCCCACUCGUCGUGGUGUCCCCACUGGCCGUGGUGUCCCCACUGGCCGUGGUGUCCCCACUCGUCGUGGUGUCCCCACUCGUCGUGGUGUCCCCACUGGCCGUGGUGUCCCCACUGGCCGUGGUGUCCCCACUCGUCGUGGUGUCCCCACUCGUCGUGGUGUCCCCACUGGCCGUGGUGUCCCCACUGGCCGUGGUGUCCCCACUCGUCGUGGUGUCCCCACUCGUCGUGGUGUCCCCACUGGCCGUGGUGUCCCCACUCGUCGUCGUGUCCCCAGACGCGUCGUCGUGUCCCCACUCGUCGACGUGUCCCCACUCGUCGUGGUGUCCCCACUGGCCGUGUCCCCACACGGCCAAUGGGGACACGGCCACCUAGUGGGGACACGGCCAGUGGGGACACGGGCACCCAGUGGGGACACGGCGAGUGGGGACACGGCCACCCAGUGGGGACACGGCGAGUGGGGACACGGCCACCUAGUGGGGACACGGCGAGUGGGGACACGACCACCUAGUGGGGAGACGGGCGGCCAGUGGGGACAUGGCGAGUGGGGAAAGAACCUAGUAGGCAAUCAUAGACCAGAGCAGGGACGCGCCGCAAGAUCAUUGGCUGGCCUCUCAACUCAUUGCAAAUACACUCGCCACGACCAGCAGCGUCGGUAUCGGAUUCGGAAACAGAACUGCCUAUACAUCUCCAGGGCCGGCCGCCGCUAGUCUUCAGGGUGUUGACAGCAAGAACGAGGAGAAGCCAGGCCAGGGGGCGGGCAAAAAGGGUGGCGCCGACGUGGAAGUGGCAGGCGAAGACGCUGAAUCGAGGAAAAAAAGGCUCGCGCAGGAAAGAGAAGAGCGGAAAAAAAGCAGAAAAAAAGAAAAGCGCGCAGACAUGACACCAGCACAAAGGGCUGAGGCGAAUGAGCUGCGCAGGGAGAAGAGGAAGAAGCGAAGAGACGACGAGCUGGCGACUAAUCGGGCAGCGCGAGCAAGAAAAGAAGGCGGCGUCGCGAGUGUCGCCAAAGACAAGGACAACGCGCCGGGCCCGGGCAACGGGGGCGACGCACCUCAGUGACAAGGAGACAAAGAUGCGAGCGCGACCAUAUCAUGUACAUACUUACUGAUCCUCGACCACUCACGAAGGCGAAAGCGGUCUCCAAGUCGGAAAACUCAUACUCUUCGUGCUAGAUUAGUAGUUGCACUUGCUCGUCUGCGUCUACAGCUGCGCGUAUUGUAUUUGCAAGCUCCCACCAAUCUGUAGCAUGCUAACAUCAGCAGCAUCAACUUUUUAAAUAUUUCUAGAGGACGAGCCUUGUCCUCGGAUUUUACUCGCUGUACACGAGCUUCCGGUCUUACACUUGGCUGUGGCAUUGCGCAUAUUUCAUAUAGCAAUCUAAUAGAACCACGAGGAGAGACCAGACCAGUAGUUGCAAAUACUGGGGCGACUGUAAUUUGCCGCCGGUCCAGCGACACAACGCCAUCACCAGUAUCGAAAGAUCAGCAUGGUUUUGUUGCAUUUUUUUUUUCGAGAACAAACACGUUUAAGUACACCGGCAGUGCCAGUCCUGCAGAAUGCACAGGAGCAAAAUCCUCCAUACUUUCGCAUACUUCUUUAUUUUUCUUGCUUUUUCUUUCAUCGAGGCCCGCGAGCUAUCAGCGUCAUUCUUUUUUUUUUUGGAGUUUUGAGCAGGUUCGACGACGACUAAGACUAUGAGGAACUGAAAAAGUACUAGAAGUGUGACAAUCACACUAACAUGAAACCGGAAAUGAAUAUUCGACAUUGGAUUAGCAUCGAUUCUUCGAAAAGUCAUCACGAACACGAGUGGCCAGGGCAAGGCGAGGACUUGCCUCUCGCUCGCGCGUCACACGACACGAGUCCGCGACAACCGAGACAACACGGUGCAGAUUUGCAUUCCAAGAAUUUUUUCCAGACCACGGUGUUGCUCCAUAGACAGCGACUUUCUCAGUUUCACGACGUAAGAGGACGUGUUUUAUCUUCCUUUGCGCUCUUUUCUUACCGAG
This is a messenger RNA of Amoebophrya sp. A120, 7117 nucleotides long. NCBI's taxonomy places the organism in Eukaryota, Dinophyceae, Syndiniales, Amoebophryaceae. The record is from the annotation of a GenBank genome assembly.